AUGGAGAGCCCCCACGAGCACCAGCAGAACCUGCUGCUGUCCCGCAUCAUCACCAACGUGGAAAAGCUGAACGAGGCCGUCUUGGUGAUGAACAAGGCGCUUCAGGAUAUUAAUGUUCAGAACAUGGACGUGGAGCUUGUGGCUCAAAUGUUCAAGAACUACCGGUCCAACGUCCUGUUCCAUCUGGAGGAGGCGCCCAUCUCGUCUGUACAGAAACUACCGGCAGUCUCUCCCAGUGUCGCCAUGUCGUCCACCGCUGCCUCUGCCUCUGCGGGCGCCUCGUCCUCGUACACCAUCUUUCCGCCGAUCCCUGCCCCGCUGCAGCGCCUCUUUGACCUCGUCCCCCUCGUGACGUAUCCAGCCAAUGCUCUUCCCGACGAGGCUCCAGACGAUGAGCCGGAAGAGGCUGCUGUCGCCCCUCCGACGCUCUUUGUCUUUUCCAGUGCCUCUGAUGCGGCCCGCGGACGGCCUAGUUUUAAUCCUACCUGUUUGAAGUGGCAGACCUACCUCCGUCUUGCCGGAGUCGCCGUGCGUCUGGAGCCGUCGACAAACCACGCAUCUCCGAGCGGCGCCCUGCCCUUUCUCCAGCCCCCCCGCCGACGUGGCCAGACAGCUGCCCGGCCUGUCUCUGCCCACGAGCUGCAAGCCUACACCAAGAGGAUGGCCGAAGAGACUGCCAGGCUUCCAUCCUCCGGCCAGGACGACUCCCGCGCGCUCGCAUACCAGGCGCUCCUCGACACGUGCAUCCGCCGCGCCUGGCUGCAUGCCGUGUAUCUGCACGAGAAGAGUGGCAGCAGUGGCCGCAGUGAGAGCAUAGCCGCCCGGCUGUACGCACAUCCAGCAUCGACGUCUGCGCUGGUUCGUGCGGCACUGGCACGGCAGCUGCGCAUGGCAGCCGCAGCUGAGGUCUGGGGCGCCCAGGGCAGCUCUGGCGGCCAGCAAACCGGCCACGAGACCGCGCAGAUCUACCGCGAGGCUCAGGCAGCACUGCAGGCUUUGGCUACCUUGUUGGAGGACGGCACAGAGAGACCGGAUGAGACAGACGGCCAGACAGACCAGGCCGGCCCGUUCUUCUUUGGCAGCCAUGAGCCGUCACUCUUUGACGCGGCCGUGUUCUCGUACACAAAUCUGCUGCUCGAGGACGACGACAACAACGCCUCGGCUCGCUUCCGCUGGCAGGACCGCACGCUUCCAGACGCUGUGCGCGCUUUGCCAGCAUUGGUACGACAUCGCGUCCGCAUCUUGGAGCGCUGCUGGCCAGAGCUGGCGGCUGGCCAGAAGAACACGGUCCCGUCUUCAGUGACAACAACGGCCGAUUCCAUAACCUGGGUCAAGCUGUGA
This is a messenger RNA of Grosmannia clavigera kw1407, 1341 nucleotides long. RefSeq names its product mitochondrial outer membrane protein. Gene Ontology annotation, cellular component: mitotic spindle; DASH complex. Gene Ontology annotation, biological process: attachment of spindle microtubules to kinetochore. The coding region runs from base 1 to 1341 and encodes 446 amino acids. NCBI's taxonomy places the organism in Eukaryota, Fungi, Ascomycota, Sordariomycetes, Ophiostomatales, Ophiostomataceae. The transcript is spliced from 6 exons. The record is from RefSeq and is a predicted model, not a curated record.